AUGUCAGCCUCCCAAGCCCUAGGCGGCCAGUCGAGCUGCGGCCGCGCGAUCGGGCCCUCCCUCGACAAGAUCAUCAAGAACGCCGCCUGGAGGAAGCACUCCGCCAUCGUCGCCGCCUGCAAGUCCGCCCUCGACAGGCUCGAGACCCUCCCAGCCUCCGCCCCUACCGAUCCGGCCUCCCCCCUCCUCGGCCUCUCCCUCGCCGACGCCAACCUCGUCCUCCACCCCCUGGUCCUUGCCCUCGAGGCCGCCUACGGGAAGAUCGCCGAGCCUGCACUCGAGUGCGCCUUCAAGCUCUUCUCCCUCAACCUCGUCCACGCCGAUAUAGCCGACUGCGGGGAUCAGCCCUCGGCGAUCCUGAGGCUGAUUCAGGCUGUGUGUAAGUCAGGAGGGAUCGGGGAGGAGGCGGUUGAGCUCGCAGUUCUCAGGGUUUUGCUCUCGGCGGUGAGAUCCCCUUGCGUUCUGAUUAGAGGCGACUGCUUGGUGCACAUAGUUAAGACCUGUUACAAUGUCUAUCUCGGUGGCCAAAAUGGGACCAAUCAGAUCUGCGCAAAGUCGGUCCUUGCGCAGAUUGUCGUGAUUGUCUUUGCUAGAACGGAAGCGGAUUCUCUGGACGUUCGGUUUAAGACUGUUUCAGUCAGUGAAUUGCUGGAGUUUGCUGAUAAGAACUUGAACGAAGGCAGCUCCAUACAAUUCUGCCAGAAUUUCCUCAAUGAGGUCGUUGAUGCGAACGAUGGAGCUGCGGAAAAUAAGAACUUGGAGUUUAGCUUGCCGACUGAAUCCCAAAACGGGGAUGCUUCGGUGCCAAAGGAGGAUGACAAAGGGGAAGCGGGCAAUGGAGAGUUGAAUGAUGGGCCGAAGUCAGUUGAUGGCACCAGUAAGAUCAGGGAAGAUGGGUUUCUUCUUUUUAAGAAUUUGUGCAAACUGUCCAUGAAAUUCUCGUCACAGGAUCAAUCUGAUGAUCAGAUACUCUUGAGAGGAAAAAUUGUGUCUUUGGAGCUACUAAAAGUUAUCAUGGACAAUGGCGGUCCAAUUUGGCGCACAAACGAGAGGUUUCUUAGUGCUGUCAAGCAAUUUCUCUGCCUAUCCCUGCUAAAGAACAGUGCACUAUCGGUCAUGUCUAUUUUCCAGCUGCAGUGUUCUAUUUUUAUGAACCUUUUGACAAAGUUCAGAUCGGGUUUGAAAGCAGAAAUUGGCAUAUUCUUUCCCAUGCUUGUGCUGCGGGUACUUGAGAAUGUCCUUCAGCCUAGUUUUCUGCAGAAAAUGACAGUUCUCAACCUGCUGGAGAAGAUAUCCCAGGAUCCACAGAUUAUUAUUGAUGUUUUCGUGAAUUAUGACUGCGAUGUGGAUUCUCCAAACAUUUUCGAAAGGACUGUCAAUGGCCUUUUGAAAACUGCUUUGGGUCCACCUGCUGGUUCAGCCACCACACUCUCUCCUGCCCAGGAUGUCACUUUUCGCCAUGAAUCCGUCAAGUGCUUGGUUCGCAUCAUUAAAUCAAUGGGAUCUUGGAUGGACCAGCAGCUAAUAGUAGGAGAUUUGAAUCCUCCAAGGGGCCCUGAAGGUGACAAUUCAACUGAGAAUCAUUCAACUCCUAAUGGAGAAGAUGGAACUGCACAGGACUUUGAUAUUCAUACUGAUGGAAAUUCCGAAUUCUAUGAUGCUGUCACCCUGGAGCAACGUCGAGCUUAUAAAAUUGAGCUUCAGAAAGGCAUCACGCUGUUUAACAGGAAACCUUCCAAGGGAAUUGAUUUUCUCAUUAGCGCUAAAAAAAUUGGUGGUUCUCCUGAAGAUGUUGCUGCUUUCCUGAAAAAUACGAGUGGCUUGAGUGAAACCAUGAUAGGUGACUAUUUGGGUGACAGGGAUGAUUUCCCCUUGAAAGUUAUGCAUGCUUAUGUGGAUUCAUUCAAUUUCAAAGGAAAGGAUUUCGGAGAAGCCAUAAGGUUUUUCCUAAGAGGCUUCAAACUACCUGGGGAAGCACAAAAGAUUGAUCGCAUCAUGGAGAAGUUUGCUGAGCGCUAUUGUAAAUGCAAUCCAAAUUCAUUCACUAGUGCAGAUACUGCAUAUGUUCUUGCAUACUCUGUGAUAUUGCUAAACACAGAUGCGCAUAACAAUAUGGUCAAAGAUAAGAUGAGUAAGGCUGAUUUCAUUCGGAAUAAUCGUGGCAUAGACGAUGGAAAGGACCUGCCUGAAGAGUUCCUCUCUACAUUGUAUGAUCAAAUUGUGAAAAACGAAAUUAAGAUGAGUUCUGAUACAUCAGCUCAGCAGAGCAAGCAAGCGAACAGCCUUAAUAAGCUAUUGGGGUUGGAUGGUAUUCUUAAUCUAGUUAUUGGGAAGCAGACCGAAGAAAAAGCAUUGGGUGCAAAUGGGCUUCUUAUUAGGCACAUACAGGAACAGUUCAAGGCAAAGUCAGGCAAAUCUGAGUCUAUCUAUCAUUCAGUCACAGAUGUUGCAAUACUAAGGUUCAUGGUGGAGGUCUGUUGGGGUCCAAUGCUGGCUGCCUUUAGUGUGACUCUUGACCAGAGUGAUGACAGGCUUGCUACUGCUCAAUGCUUACAGGGCUUUCGAUAUGCAGUUCAUGUUACUGCUGUGAUGGGUAUGCAGACCCAGAGAGAUGCUUUCAUGACAUCUAUUGCAAAGUUCACUUAUCUUCACUGUGCUGCAGAUAUGAAGCAGAAGAAUGUUGAUGCCGUGAAGGCAAUCAUAUCAAUUGCUAUCGAAGAUGGUAAUUAUCUUCAAGAAGCUUGGGAACACAUAUUAACAUGCCUUUCUCGAAUUGAGCAUCUCCAACUUCUAGGAGAAGGUGCCCCAACCGAUGCCUCCUUUUUGACUUCAUCUAAUGCUGAGACACAGGAAAAAACACCUAAAUCAGGCUUAACAUCAUUAAAGAAGAAAGGAACUAUGCAGAAUCCAGCAGUAAUGGCUGUUGUUAGAGGUGGUUCAUAUGACAGUACAACUGUUGGAAUCAAUGCCUCUGGCUCUGGAUUGGUAACUCCAGAGCAGAUCAACAACUUCAUAUCAAACUUGAAUUUGCUGGAUCAGCAGAUUGGUAAUUUCGAGCUGAAUCAUGUAUUUGCUCAUAGCCAAAGGCUUAAUAGUGAAGCAAUUGUGGCAUUCGUGAGGGCUCUUUGCAAGGUUUCAAUGUCAGAGUUGCAAUCUCCAACAGAUCCUCGUGUUUUCUGUUUGACAAAACUAGUUGAAAUUGCGCACUAUAAUAUGAAUCGGAUCCGAUUAGUUUGGUCUCGCAUUUGGAAUGUUCUUUCUGACUUCUUUGUGUCAGUUGGCUUGUCAGAGAAUCUAUCUGUUGCAAUUUUUGUGAUGGAUUCCCUGCGCCAGCUGGCUAUGAAGUUUUUGGAACGUGAGGAGCUAGCCAAUUACAACUUCCAGAAUGAAUUUCUGCGGCCAUUUGUCAUUAUUAUGCAGAAAAGUGCCUCUGCGGAAAUUAGGGAGUUAAUAGUUAGGUGCAUCUCUCAGAUGGUUCUCAGCCGCGUAAAUAACGUUAAAUCUGGAUGGAAGAGUGUUUUCUUGGUUUUUACAGCUGCUGCGGCUGAUGAGCGGAAGAAUAUUGUCCUCUUGGCCUUCGAGACCAUGGAGAAGAUUGUCCGAGAGUAUUUCACCUACAUUACUGAGACUGAGACGACAACUUUCACAGAUUGUGUUAGAUGCCUUUUAGCUUUUACAACUAGCAGAUUUAACAGUGACGUGAGCCUCAAUGCGAUAGCAUUCCUUCGGUUCUGUGCGGUGAAACUUGCGGAGGAUGGAUUUAUAUCAAACAAGAAGAGCAAGAGUGAAGGAUCAGAAGCUGGAGAAGUUGCUGUGCACAGCCAAGCUCUUGAGGAUAAAGAUGAGAAUGCAUCCUUCUGGGUUCCUUUACUUGCAGGGUUGGCAAAGCUGACAUCUGAUUCGAGAUUGGCUAUCAGAAAGAGCUCCUUGGAAGUACUCUUCAACAUCCUUAAGGACCACGGCCCCCUUUUCUCGAGCCAAUUCUGGAAUGCCAUUUACAUCUCUGUCAUCAUCCCGAUAUUCAACUCCAAUUCCGACAAGGGAAAGAGCCAAAGAGGAGACGAGGACUCUACCUUGUCUACUGUGAGAUCCUCACAAGUAGAGGGAAUUUCUUGGGACUCUGAAACUUCUUCCGUUGCUGCUCAGUGUCUGGUCGAUCUGUUCGUAACAUUCUUCGAUGUGGUUCGGGAUCAAUUGUCGAGUGUUGUUAUGGUCUUGAUGGGGUUCAUUAAGAAUCCUGUCCAGGGAACUGCAAGCACUGGUGUUGCUGCUACGGUCCGUUUGGCUGAAGACUUGGGGAGUCAGCUUUCAGAUGACGAGUGGAGGCAGAUCUUCGCAGGUUUGAAGGAAGCUGCUGAAUCAAUGGUCCCGGGAUUCCUGAAGCUCUUGGGAACCAUGGAGAGUGUUAGCUUGACAGGUGGGUCCCAGUCGGCUGAUGGGGAGUUUAACUCGGAUCAUGGACUGAGCAAUGAUGAUAUCGAGGAUGAUAGUCUUCAGACUGCAGCAUAUGUGAUUUCGCGGAUGAAGAGUCACAUUGCAGUGCAGCUACUCAUCCAGCAGGUUGUGAGUGAUCUAUACAGGUUGCAUCCAAAAUCCCUGUCCAAAGAUAAUGUCGCCAUUGUCCUUGCACUCUUCUCCUCGAUCUCCUCACAUGCCCACUGGCUUAACUCUGAGAAGGCCCUCUUGAGGAAGCUUCAGAGAGCAUGCUCUGUCCUUGAGCUCUCCGACCCACCUGCAGUCCACUUUGAGAACGAGUCCCAUCAGAACUACCUCAACUUCCUCAAGACCCUCCUCUCUGAUUUUCCGGUCCUGUCCACCGACAUGGACAUCAAGUGCCGACUUGUUGAACUCUGCGUGGAGGUCCUGCAGAUAUACCUGGGCUGCAUGGGGACUAUUGUUCAGGCAGGGCCUGCUGAUCCUCGGCCGACCGUCUGCUGGAUUCUUCCACUGGGAGCUGCUGUGAAGGAAGAGCUCGCAGCCCGAACUUCCCUACUUGUGUCGGCCUUGAAGGUGUUCACCAGCUUCGACAGGGACACCUUUAGGAGACACGUGUCGAAGUUCUUCCCGCUGCUGGUGGAUCUCCUGAGGAGUGAGCAUAGCUCGGGCGAGGUCCAGCUCAUCCUGACUAACAUAUUCCAGUCAUGUAUAGGCCCGUUAAUAAUGGAAUGAUCUCUCCAUCUCCUCGUCUUCUACACCGGUUAGAUAUCUCUUUUGCGGGAUGUUUUAUGCAGGUAUCGGGUUCAGGACGUCCUUGGGGUUUAGGCAAUUUAGCUAAUCGAUCCGUUACCAAUCGUGUCUCCUAUUGAGGCCUUUGCCUAGAAUUGAUUAAGAGUACUUUUGGAAAGAUCAUGGUGGAGUUGCCGCUGCGGAUCGUGAAGGUUGAGGUUCUAACCGGAGGAAUUCAAGCAUGACUAACAGAACUUCACUCGAAUCGUGCAUCGAAAAGAGAAUGGGAAGGAAGUUGUAAAUUAAGGUUCGGUUUCAGUUUAUGUUCCAGUUUUGGUCCGUUUCCGAUUCCGUUUCAGUUCAGAUAUUUUCAUUCGCUGCCCAAAGGGACCACAAAAGCUCGAGCAUUGGGACGACAUUUUGAUUCCUAUCCCCUACGCGUUCAAAGGUUUCAUCGUCCUUUUACUUUGAUACAAUAGCUUUUCCUUUAUUUUUUUUUUGUUACAAAUGGAAAUAAUAAUAUUAAAAUAAUUAAUAUACCAAAA
Molecule: messenger RNA, 5711 nt
Organism: Punica granatum (pomegranate)
Lineage: Eukaryota; Viridiplantae; Streptophyta; Magnoliopsida; Myrtales; Lythraceae
Source: RefSeq, a predicted model, not a curated record